AUGUCCCCCCUCCGCCCCCACAUCACCCCAGACAGCUUCUUCCACACCAUCCCCUCCCAACCCCAAUCAUCAUCAUCCCCCCCAACCCUCAUCUACUUCAUCUCCGGCAACCCGGGCCUCAUCUCCUACUACACCCCCUUCCUCACCCUCCUCGCCGAGAACCUUAAACCUCUGACCGCUCCUGGUCCUGGCCCCUCCCACCAGUCUGAUCCUGCUUCUGAUUCUGAUUCUCGGAUCUUCCAUAUUCAUGGACAUAGUCUUGCGGGGUUUGAAUUGUCUGACCGUGGUAAUAAUGAUAGUAACAGCAGCAGCAGCACAGCAGGGGACCAUUACCACAACCUAGAAGAGCAGAUCUGCUUCGUGCAGAGAAAACUGAAUGCUUUUGUUCGAGAUAUACCGCGUGAGGAUAGUGGUUCGUCUCCGCCGAAACCGAAUGUUAUUCUGAUAGGGCAUUCGGUGGGGGGAUAUAUUGCUAUGGAGGUUAUUAAUCGGCAUUUACAUGGAUAUCGGCAUCGGCAACCUCAUGGUGAACAGGGCUCGAUAAUGACGCCUGAUGGUGAUGAUGAUAAUGACGUGCAAUUCAACAUCACCGGCGGCGUGAUGCUCUUCCCCACAGUCGUGGAUAUUGCCCUCUCGCCUUCGGGGAGGAAGUUGACUACCUUACUAUCCCUCAUCCCCAACCUCGCCCUCCUCGUCGCCUUCCUCGCCCGGAUCCUGACUUCCCUCCUCCCGACCUCCAUCCUCCGGCCCCUGGUCGCUUCUUUCACGGCCCAUCCGCCCGAUCAUGCCCUUGACGCUACCUGUGCGUUUUUGGCGAGUAAGACUGGGGUUAGGCAGGCCUUGCAUAUGGCUGCUGACGAAAUGAAAACUAUCACGGCGGAUGGAUGGGCGGAUGAAGUUUGGGGUGUUGGUUCUAAAUCUGGAUCUGGACCUGGAUUUGGAUCCGAGUCUGAGUCUGAGCCUGAGCCUGAUGGAAAAGAUUUACUGGACCCGCUACCGUUACCGCAACUCGCCUUCUACUUCGGGCGAAAUGACCACUGGGUCGCUGAGGAGACGAGGGAGGAGAUUCUCAAGGCUAGGGGUGGGGGUGCCACUGCCGCUGCUGCUGCCGGGGAGAAGAACGGCCCAAGUAUGCUGGUCUGUGAGGAGGGGGUGCCGCAUGCUUUUUGUUUGCGUCAUAGUGAGGUUAUGGCGAGGAAGGUGGCUGGGUUGGUGGGAGGGAUUGUGAGGGGGGGUUUGGAUUGA
This is a messenger RNA of Aspergillus heteromorphus CBS 117.55, 1245 nucleotides long. Its product is annotated as bifunctional triacylglycerol lipase/ester hydrolase. Bases 1 to 1245 code for a protein of 414 amino acids. The record is from RefSeq and is a predicted model, not a curated record. Gene Ontology annotation, molecular function: lipase activity. Gene Ontology annotation, cellular component: lipid droplet. Lineage: Eukaryota; Fungi; Ascomycota; Eurotiomycetes; Eurotiales; Aspergillaceae. The transcript is spliced from 4 exons. Gene Ontology annotation, biological process: lipid storage.